AAUGUCAGAAUUUUAAUAAUAAUAAGUCCAUACAUCCAAAUUAGACCAAGAAUCAGCUACCAAUGCUAAAAAUCAUUUACUUUUAGUUAAUGUAAUUAGAUUUUUAAUUUUUUUAGAAUAUUACUGAUCUGUCUAAUGAAUUGUUAUAAAGCUAUAAACAUGAGAUUGAUCAAUUAAAAUAGGAGUUACAUCUGAUGAAAUAGAGAAUAACAAAUAAUAAUGAAGAAAUAAAGAAUACAACAUAGCCAACUCUUGAUGCUAUGCUAAGAGAUUUAAGACAAGUAUCAAAUAACAAUGAUAUAGGCAAUAAAUACAUAAAAAGAUGAGAAUUCUAAAUUGUAAAGUUAAAUAACUGAAUUAAAAAAAGAAAAAAGCUAAAUUUAGCAGUUAAUUUUAGCAGCAACAUAAAAAGUAGCAGAACUCGAACAUUAAGUAGGAAACUAUACGUCAUCAUGAU
Messenger RNA from Paramecium pentaurelia, 457 nucleotides. The record is from the annotation of a GenBank genome assembly. NCBI's taxonomy places the organism in Eukaryota, Ciliophora, Oligohymenophorea, Peniculida, Parameciidae.